Messenger RNA from Cylindrotheca closterium, 660 nucleotides. The record is from the annotation of a GenBank genome assembly. NCBI's taxonomy places the organism in Eukaryota, Bacillariophyta, Bacillariophyceae, Bacillariales, Bacillariaceae.
AUGCAUUUGAUUAUGCUUUACCAUGUAGCUUAUACAGCGUCCCCUGCAUCUGGCGAAAAGCUUCACCGAUUCAUCAAGGAGUCUUCCAUCCAAGAAAGAACUGGAUCCUCCAUAUUGAUCUUCUCAUUCACAAGGGAUUCAAAUACAUGGCGCCUCCAAGCUCUGCCAAACAUUGCGGCAUCAAUAUCAGGCCUGGUUAGGAAAUUAUGUUUCCUUGAAUACUCCAAGCUGUCAAUAAAAAUAUACUUUCGUUUUUCUUCUGCAGGAAAACAUUUAUUGCAAGCAAUGAGAGCUGCCCAAUGUCCAGCAUUCCGGCUUCCAAAGAAUACAGGAAAGAGAUUGACAGGGUGGCUUGUACGCGCCAGAGUAAUGGCACUUUUGAACAAGGAGAGCAAGAUCAAUGGCAUUGGAAGUGAUCGUGCCAGGCUCAAGGUUCUCUCUCGCUUUCUCCAUGAUGCCUUUUAUCUUCCGCUGCCUGCGCCUAUAUGUUGCGUUUUCCAAUUUCUUGUGUUCCUUCACCAGCUCUUUCCUUUCCUCUAUCUCAGCCUGUCCCAAACGCUUGUGUUCUUUAUUUAUGAAACUGCAUCUUCCGAGUUGUGUGCCCCCACAAACCAGAAUUUGACGACUGCACAUUGGAAACCAUGCACAUCUUUUUGCUAA